ACGGGGCGAUCACGUCAACAGUCUUUGGUUUGAAUCCGUGCAAUUUGUACACGUUUUCAAACAUAUCCCUCUUUUAAGAAGGACAUAAUGAGCAUUGCAGCCCUUCUUCAAGCUGCAGAGUACAUCGAGCGGCGGGAAAGAGAGGCAGAACAUGGGUAUGCAGCUAUGCCACUUCCUGAAGAUCACAUGGAUCUUGUAAAAAGACACAGGCCGUAUUUAAAGGUGUUGAAGUCCAGCUAUAACUCCUCUGCUCGGCAUAGUGCCAAGAAUCAUACUACCCUUGGGCCAGCAAGGUCAAGCCACAAUGAAUUGGAGAAAAGCAGACGUGCGCAUUUGCGAACAUGCCUCGAUGAGCUGAAGCAAAUCGUUCCGCUGGGAUCCGACAGCAGUCGCCACACGACCUUGGGACUACUCACAAAGGCACAGAUGUUAAUCAAGAACCUGGAGGACAAGUCCUGGAAGUGCGAGCAGGCGAAGGUGCAGCUGUCACGAGAGCAGCGCCACCUCAAGCGUAGACUCGAGCAGCUGAUGAAGCAGAAGGGCGUCAGCGAGGCGGCGAUGCGUGAGCGCAGCAUCAGCGAGUGCAGCUCCUCGACGACCAGCACCGCCGGCGCGUCGUCGUCGUCGUCGCCGUCGUCCAUCUCCCUGCCGGACAUGGAGGUGGACAUCCUCUCAUACAGCGAUCACUUGUCGGACGCGGACGACGACAGCAGCAUCCAUUCCAGCAAUAGUGAUGGAGGCAUCACUGUUCAGACGAAGCGCGCCACUCUACCAAAUUCUCUCUCAUAGUAGAAGGACCUCGGGCUGGCCGAGACAAUCGUGCUAAACUGGGUCGAGGAGGUUUCCACAUAAUCCCAGCGUAACCGCGUCGCUUUUUGUCCGGGAGCGUCAUAUGCUAGUGCGAGUGUCUGUUUACGCCACGCCCUCUUUGGCAAGUAACGUUCGUGGCAACCGAUUCGUAGCAAGAUGAGAAGUAAGUUAGUAAGAAAGGGGUUGAUGAGAAUAUGCUAGUCACUUGCAUCCCGCUGUUCUGUUUCCUCGUAUAUCGGGUGCGCAAAGCGCACGCAAUGGCUCCCAACUCAUUAACUUCACCCGUACGCAGUGUUACCGUCAUCAUAUUUCUCAUCUGCCGCUCGACAGGAUAGUAUGAGAAGGGUUUGAAGUUGUCAUAAAAAUUGCUCAUACUUUUGGUAAAAGAAAGGUGGAUUCUGUCUUGACCCCCGCCACCACUCAAUGUCACCAACGUGAGUGAGUGAUGUGCACGUGCGGCAGAAAGGCUGGGGUGCUGAGAUUAUAGCCUCGUUCACACGAGACCUCGUAUUUAUGAAAUACGGUAUUUGCGAAAUACCGAAUCUAAGACAAAUAC
Molecule: messenger RNA, 1366 nt
Organism: Priapulus caudatus
Lineage: Eukaryota; Metazoa; Priapulida; Priapulimorpha; Priapulimorphida; Priapulidae
Product: max dimerization protein 1-like
Exons: 6
Coding region: 88-789 (233 amino acids)
Biological process (GO): regulation of transcription by RNA polymerase II
Molecular function (GO): protein dimerization activity; DNA-binding transcription factor activity, RNA polymerase II-specific; RNA polymerase II cis-regulatory region sequence-specific DNA binding
Source: RefSeq, a predicted model, not a curated record